Molecule: messenger RNA, 1548 nt
Organism: Colletotrichum truncatum
Lineage: Eukaryota; Fungi; Ascomycota; Sordariomycetes; Glomerellales; Glomerellaceae
Product: Baeyer-Villiger monooxygenase 5
Molecular function (GO): flavin adenine dinucleotide binding; NADP binding; N,N-dimethylaniline monooxygenase activity
Source: RefSeq, a predicted model, not a curated record
AUGCCGUCCGAGUCUCGCAUUGAGAAUCCCUUCUUUCACCCUUUUCUUUUUCUGUUCCAGAUAUUCCAAUGGUUCGCUGAUAAGAUUUUCUCGCCCACUCCUCCCGAACCGAGCACGCGUUUGAGCCGCCCCAAGGUUGCUGUAAUUGGAGCUGGUAUCACCGGUGUUACCUCUGCAGCGCAUUGUAUCGGCCAUGGCUUUGAUGUCGUCAUAUUCGAGGCUGGUGGCCGUGAAAACUUGGGAGGCAUCUGGAGCAAAGUGAACAACUCGUCCAGCCUUCAGAUUCACUCUAUGAUGUUUCGUUUCCAUCCGUCUGUUAAGUGGGAGCGUGGUUACCCCGACAGGCAACAGAUCCUUAGCCAAGUUAAACAGCUCUGGCAUAAAUACGGACUGGAGACUCGCACCAAGUUUAAUACGCCCGUAGAGAAGGUCUACCAAGAUGAAAAGGGUCGCUGGGUCGUCAACAAUACUGCCAAUGGCCACUUUGAAGGUGUCAUUGCUGCAGUCGGCACCUGUGGCGAGCCUAAGAUGCCCCAAAUUCCUGGCAUCGAAAAGUUCAAGGGCAACGUCUAUCACUCUAGCCAGCUCACUGGAAAGAACGCCAAAGGAAAGAGAAUGGUCGUUAUUGGUGGCGGUGCAAGCGCCGUCGAGGCCUUGGAGUUUGCCGUGGACGAGGAAGCCGAGAAGACGUCAAUUCUGUCCCGCAGUGACAAGUGGAUCAUUCCCCGUAACCCCAUCGUAAACAUACUGCUCUCCUUGAACAUCCUUGGCCAGGAAACAAAACUCUCUUGGAUCCCUGAGACUCUUCUCCGGAAGUUUUUCUAUCGUGACUUGGCUGAGAUCGCCCCGUACAGCAAGGGCAUCUACAUGGACACGCCAAUGGUAAACAGCCAUGUCAUGGAUACCAUCCGAUCUGGCCAAGCUGAGUGGAUUCGUGGCGACAUUGAGGACUUCACUGCCGAUGGCGUUAUUGUCAACAGGCGGGCCCAGGGUGUACCUAAAGGCGGCCCGGGCCGCAGGGAGGUUAUCCCCGCAGACAUGAUCGUUAUGGCGACUGGCUACAAGCGCCCCUCGCUCGACUUCCUACCCGAAGACUGCUUUACUGAGCCGUACACUCCGCCUAACUGGUACAUCCAGACGUUCCCGCCUAACCAUCCCUCUAUUUCUGCAAUUAAUUGCACCUAUGUCGCUGCCAUUGGUACCGUUGGUAACUGGCACAUUGGUAUCUACACUAGGAUUCUCCUCAUGUUCCUUAUCGACCCCCUGGCUAGGCCGCACCCAUUCUGGAUGAAAUCAUGGAUCGAGAUGACGAAGCUCCUAAAGCAUUACUCUCCCACUGGGGCUUUCGAUUUCUUCACUUACCUUGAGCUUCUCUGGUGGUUCGCCUUCAGCGUCACCUUCAACCCUUUCCGAUGGAAGUGGGCUUUCUUCGUCUUCUUUGGUCUGGGCUUUAUGCUUCCGAAGCGAGUGGUUGAGAUUGAGGCUCGUAUCCGAAACGGCAUGGGCUUCCACGAGGAUGUUGGGCGAGACAUCGGCCAUAGCAUUUAA